CUGUCUCUCCUCAAACUCAUUUAGCUCCGUCCUUCCUCUUCCUCCCGCCUCCUUCUCCUCUUAACCCCCCCCACCAGAAAAACAGCAUCUUGUAGUUGUACCGCCACCGCUAGUCGGCGUCGCCUCUUCCACUACCUCUCCUUCUCUUCUGUUGCUAUUCCUGGUGGAAAUGGCCAACAGCAAUGCCCCUUCUACUGUUGAGAAGCAAGAGUUACAAUGUUUUUUCCCCUCAUAACUUCUAUUGAUAGAUUUGGAAGAAAUGGCCAACAGCAAUGUCUCUUCUACUGUUGAGAAGCAAGAGAUCAAAUUGGAUGAUAUUAAAGCCGUCUUGGAUAAGGAAAAGGUCAUUGGGACAACAAUAAGUGAUAUGGAAUAUAGGGUAGCAUUGUUCAACAGCCUUACGCAUACCUGCUUCGAAAAAUGUGUUGAGAAAAGGUACAAGGAAGGCGAACUCCAUCUUGGUGAAAAUAGUUGCAUUGAUCGUUGUGUUUCAAAGUAUUGGCAGGUGAAUAAUUUAGUUGGUCAUCUGCUUGCAUAUGGUCGUCGUGGCGUGUGAAUGUUGUUUACCUGUUAGUUACAGAUUGCUCAAAUUUGAAUAUUACGACGAAUUCAUUACCUGGGGGAAUAAGCACUUGAAACAACCAUAGACAUUUGUUCAUGUUUUCCCUUCAUCUCCAGAUCCUUCUGCCAGCAUUAUUGGAGAGUUUUGAUAAUGACAGGAUUCAUUACCUCAUACAGAUUCUGACAGAUUUUGUUGAAGAUGGUAAAGAUUUCGAUAUAUUCAUAGUUUAUUUCUUGCAGUUGCUAUUCAUUACUCCCUCUGUAUUUUUUUAAGAGAUACACUUGUCUUUUCCAGCCGUAUUUUUUCAAGAGAUACACUUGCCAUUUUUGGUAACUUAUCAACCCCACCACCUAAUUAAAUAAUAUAUCUACUACACUUUAUGACCCACCAUCCAAUUAAAAAAUAAUUUUACAACUACACCCACCCCACCCCCAUCUCCACUUGUUCAAAAGGACAUGGUCCCCAAUGUACUUAUUUAUUAAAAUAUCUACCCCAAUCCCACUUCUUUUAUUCUUCUUAAGACUCGUGCCCAACCAAGUGUAUCUCUUAAAAAAAUACGGAGGGAGUAUAUCUUUUUUGAUAGUUCACAUUACAGGAUGACAUAGAGAGCUUUCCGACUAUUGGAACCUUGAUUUUGUAUUUAAUAUUGGAUGAAUGCAGAAUUUUUUUUUGUACAUUGAAGCACGACAAUAAACAAUAUUAUUGAAUUAUUUAUUCUCUUUUAAUCCGCGGUUAUAAAAUUUAGCUCUUUUUCUUUACUA
Molecule: messenger RNA, 1323 nt
Organism: Spinacia oleracea (spinach)
Lineage: Eukaryota; Viridiplantae; Streptophyta; Magnoliopsida; Caryophyllales; Amaranthaceae
Product: mitochondrial import inner membrane translocase subunit TIM10
Exons: 8
Coding region: 260-556 (98 amino acids)
Biological process (GO): protein insertion into mitochondrial inner membrane
Cellular component (GO): mitochondrial inner membrane
Source: RefSeq, a predicted model, not a curated record